CAAAGUUGAGGCCUAGCGCAUCUCUGUCUCCCAUUCUUGUUCCCCACGCCAGUUUAUAAACACAAAACAUUUUCAACGUUAAUCAGAAAACCAAAGCAAAACAAAAUGGAAAGCAAAACAAACUACUUGCCGGUCUUGGCCAUAUGCAUGUGCUUGAUUAUAGCGCACGGUGCGGCGGAAGAAAAAAUAGGCAAGGAGCUAAUAAAGAGCAUAUGCAAAAACAGGGGAAACGAUGAAUUGUGCAUGCAGGUGCUUUCCUCGGACCCAGAUAGUGAUCAUGCGGACCUACAGGAGCUGGCAUUGAUAUCGCUGAAGGCGGCGGCAUCAAACGCGAGCGGCAUACUAAAUGAUUGUAAGAGAAUGAUCGACAACCAAGAUUUGGAACCUAAGAUUCAACAGGGGUUGGCUGAUUGCAAAGAGAAUCUGUUGGACGCAGAGGGCCAAAUUCAGGAUGCUGUUGCGUCCAUAUUGAACAAUGACAAGCUUGAUGCUCAGGUAUGGCUCAAGGCUGCAUUGGCUGCGAUUGAUACAUGUGACGAUUCUAUCCCCGGGGACGAUGAUGUUCUGUCUAGAAAGAGUGUGUCGUUUCGCCAAUUGUGCAACAUUGCCGUCGCCAUCAACAAGGCCAUGUUGGCCGCUCGUACCUAAAUUCUAACAUGUUUGCUCCUCUCUCUCGUUAUGAUGCUAUAUUUUUUUUUUCUUUCUUUCUUCACAAUUACGCAAGUCCCGGGGAUUUGAUCUACAAGGUGGUUUUGAGUUUUUUAGUUAGGUGAGAGAGAAUAACUAGCGUUGUGUUGAAUUGGGUGUUUGGAUUGAAUCAUGCAAGCACGAAUAUGUUGUGUUAGAAUAAUGCACAUCGAGAGUGUUAGAGCAGAGUUUUCCUUUUUUUUUUUUUUUCAGAAGCUGUAAAAAAGAAAAUCUUAUAAGGAAGUCGUUCGGGUUUAUUUUGUA
Molecule: messenger RNA, 951 nt
Organism: Glycine soja
Lineage: Eukaryota; Viridiplantae; Streptophyta; Magnoliopsida; Fabales; Fabaceae
Product: pectinesterase inhibitor 3-like
Exons: 1
Coding region: 106-648 (180 amino acids)
Biological process (GO): negative regulation of catalytic activity
Molecular function (GO): enzyme inhibitor activity
Source: RefSeq, a predicted model, not a curated record